Eruca vesicaria subsp. sativa (arugula) is the source of this 678-nucleotide messenger RNA. NCBI's taxonomy places the organism in Eukaryota, Viridiplantae, Streptophyta, Magnoliopsida, Brassicales, Brassicaceae. The record is from the annotation of a GenBank genome assembly.
AUGCAAGUCUUAAGCCUUGGGGAAACAUCAUUUUCAGGUACUAUACCUGAUUCCAUCGGCAACCUUAAGCAUUUAGUUUCUUUGACACUUCAUUAUGCCAAUUUCUCUGGGAGGAUUCCAUCUUCACUUGGAGAACUUUCCAAUCUCUCACUUCUCCGUCUUACUUCAAAUCAUUUCAAUGGUGAGGUCCCAUCUUCAUUUGGCAAUCUAAAACAGUUAACCAGCUUAACUGUUGAAUUUAAUCAGCUCACCGGAAACUUUCCAUCUGCACUACUCAACUUAACCAACCUACGUCUUAUUCGUCUCGAUUCCAACCAGUUCACAGGUUCCCUCCCACCAAACAUGGGUCAACUCUCCAAAUUGGAAAGCUUUUACGCUAGUGAUAAUUUUUUUACAGGAGCAAUUCCUUUAUCCCUGUUCCAAAUCUCUUCAUUGACAGAAAUCCGUUUGGAGAAUAACCAAUUCAGUGAUAUUUCUUCUAAGCGGGAGACUUGUUCGGGAGCGCAUAGGUCCUGCAUUGCCAAGUGCAGUGCAAAGUCAAGUAUGUUCUUUUUGCAUACAAAAGGUUUCAGAAUCGGCACUCAAUUGUUACUGAUGCUUUGUCCUUAUCAGAUGAGAGCUAUGGACGUAUCUUAUGACGAUCUCUCUAGCCUAUUCGAGACAGGAGGCUCAAAAUGA